Nasonia vitripennis (jewel wasp) is the source of this 2162-nucleotide messenger RNA. Its product is annotated as glucose dehydrogenase [FAD, quinone]. The coding region runs from base 52 to 1980 and encodes 642 amino acids. Gene Ontology annotation, molecular function: oxidoreductase activity, acting on CH-OH group of donors; flavin adenine dinucleotide binding. The record is from RefSeq and is a predicted model, not a curated record. Lineage: Eukaryota; Metazoa; Arthropoda; Insecta; Hymenoptera; Pteromalidae. The transcript has 2 exons.
UAUAAAGGUGAUGCAGUCUGUUACAUCGUUUUGUUUCCUCUCUGCGCGAAUAUGGCUCGGAUACCUUCGUUGCUCGUGACUACUCUAGUGACUUUAACAUGUGCAACUAACAUCGAAAGAAAUACAGUAUACCACAAUUUAUAUGGGUUUUUGGAAGAAGAAAAACCAUUCCAACAGACUGCGUUAAAUUUGGGUUACGGUGGUUUACAUUUUUUGGCAGAAGGUGAAGAGUUUUUGGCUAAUCAACUCAAAGACAAAACUCCAAAGUUCGGUGAAGAGUAUGAUUUUCUCGUUGUUGGUGCUGGCAGUGCGGGUGCCACCAUUGCUUCAAGAUUGAGUGAGACAAAAAAUUUUAAAGUUCUACUCAUCGAAGCUGGCGGAUAUGAGAAUUUGAUUAUGGAUAUUCCAGUUAUAGUUAAUUAUCUUCAGUUCAGUAAUGACAUCAACUGGAAGUAUCAAACCGAACCAUCUGAAAGUUACUGUCGGGGGUUGCGAGAUCGGAAGUGUAAUUGGCCAAGAGGCAAAGUGAUGGGAGGAAGUAGUGUUUUAAAUUAUAUGAUAGCAACCAGAGGAAAUCCUCUAGAUUACGAUAAAUGGGCUGAAAUGGGCAACGAAGGGUGGUCCUAUGCAGAAAUUUUUAAAUAUUUUAAAAAACUAGAAAGUAUACAAAUUCCAGAAUUGAGAGAUGAAGAGAAAAUGCACAACGUAGAUGGACCAAUGCGUAUUUCUUAUCCUCCUUAUCACACUCCACUCGCAGAAAGCUUCAUUAAAGCAGGAUUAGAAAUGGGAUAUCCUACCAUUGACUACAAUGCUAACCAAAACGUUGGCUUUUCUUAUAUACAAGCUACCAUCAUGAAUGGAACAAGGUUUAGUACUAACAGGGGUUAUUUACAAUUUCCAAACAGAAGACAGAAUUUGUUUCUUUCUAUGUUCAGCCACGUUAACAAAGUACUCAUUGAUUCUAAAACUAAAAGAGCACUUGGUGUGGAAUUUACUAAAUCUAAUAGAACUAUUCGCGUGAGAGCGAGAAAAGAAGUCAUUCUUAGUGCUGGUGCAAUUAAUUCUCCUCAAAUUUUAAUGCUCUCUGGUAUUGGCCCAGUAAAACAUUUAGAAGAAAUCAAUAUCAACGUUAUCCAAGAUUUACCAGUCGGAGAAAAUCUGAUGGAUCAUAUAGCUUACGGUGGACUUAUUUUUUUAGUUGAUCAGCCCGUUAGUAUUGCUACCAGAGAUUUAAUGAAUCCUAUAAAUCCGUAUUUGAAUGAUUUUCUAAUAAAAAAAGUCGGACCUUUGACUGUCCCAGGUGCAUGUGAAGCUUUAGCUUUUAUAGACGUUGACAAUCCUAAUAAAUUAGAUGCUUAUCCAAACAUGGAAUUACUUUUUACUGGUGCUUCUAUAGUUUCGGACUAUGCGCUUCGUUAUACCGUUGGCUAUUCCGACGAGCCAUGGAAUAAAAUGUUUGCUCCGAUUUUCGGAAAUUACUCAUGGAUGAUAUUUCCAAUGUUAAUGCAGCCUAAAAGUAGAGGUAGAAUCCUUCUUCGAAGUCAAGAACCCAUGGCGAAACCAAGAAUUAUAGCUAAUUAUUAUGAUGACCCUGAAGAUGUGAGAAUUUCUAUAAAAGGAAUUAGAGCAGCCAUUGAAGUUAGUAAAACUAAGUCGAUGCAGAAAUUCAAUUCACGAAUUCAUGACGUAUUAGUACCUGGCUGCGAGGAUCACGAAUACGACUCAGACGAUUACUGGGAAUGUGCUUUAAGAACUUUUACUUUCACUAUCUAUCAUUAUUCUGGCACUUGUAAAAUGGCUCCUGAAAAUGAUCCGACUAGUGUCGUUAAUCCAAGAUUGCAGGUUAAAGGUAUCAAAGGACUGAGAGUCGCAGAUGCUUCGAUCAUGCCGUCGAUUAUAACGGGACACACAAACAUACCUACGAUAAUGAUUGGUGAAAAAGUUGCUGAUAUGAUAAAAGAAGAUUGGAAAAAAAAUUAAAUGCUUAAUGAAAAAAUUCAAUAGAUAUUUUGAAUCACAUUUCUGAACCGUUCGUUAUACAACCUUUCAUGAAUUUCUCAAUUAUUAAAUUAAUUUUCACAAUAAGCGUGUCUUUUUAAAACAAUUUUAAUAAAGUCAUGAAGUUGCAAUAAAUAGUGUAAGGUCAUGAACGCUGACCAGUA